GGCAGCCUUCUCCUGCACCGCGAUGGUCGACAUAGAGAGCCACUACCAUCCCCCCUCACCCCUGGAGGACUCGGUGCUGGGCAGCCCCCUGUGCGGCGAUGACGACUUCAUCGGCGGCAUGGAGGAGCUCCAGGACAUCUCCCAGUCCAUCAACGACGACGCUCUCAGCUCCUUCGAUGUCCCCGAGUACCAGUCCUCCAGCAAUGGCUCGGAAGGUUCCACUGUUCUAGAUGCCCUGACGCCGGCAUCCAGCCCGUCGUCGGUCGUUUACGGGUUGGUGGCGGGCCAGGACGAGUUCUCGUCUGCCUCCUCGUCGCUCAAUCUGGAGUGUCGAGUUUGUGCUGACCGAGCCUCGGGCUACCACUAUGGAGUACACGCCUGCGAGGGCUGCAAGGGUUUCUUUCGGCGGACCAUCCGUCUGAAGCUGGAGUACGACAAGUGUGAGCGUCGCUGCAAGAUCCAAAAAAAGAACCGCAACAAGUGCCAAUACUGCCGCUUCCAGAAGUGCCUGUCGGUGGGCAUGUCCCACAACGCCAUCCGCUUUGGCCGCAUGCCCCAGUCGGAGAAGCUCAAGCUGAAGGCGGAGAUGGUUACGGUGGACAGGGAGGUGGGAGACCCCCAGGUGGCCGACCAGAAGACGCUGGCCCGGCAGAUUUAUGAGGCCUACCUCAAGAACUUCAACAUGAACAAGGCCAAGGCUCGAACCAUCCUCACCGGCAAGACCACCACACCUCCUUUCGUCAUCCACGACAUGGAGACCCUCAAGCUGGCCGAGCAGACGCUGGUGCCAAAGAUGGUGGGCUCCGGGGGAACUCUCAAGGACCGCGAGGCAGAAGUUCGGAUUUUCCACUGCUGCCAGUGCACGUCGGUGGAAACCGUCACCGAGCUCACGGAGUUUGCAAAGUCCGUGCCCGGGUUCUCGAGCCUGGACCUCAACGACCAGGUGACCCUCUUGAAGUACGGCGUGUACGAGGCCCUCUUCGCCAUGCUCGCCUCCUGCAUGAACAAGGACGGCCUCCUCGUCGCCUACGGCUCGGGCUUCAUCACCCGGGAGUUCCUCAAGAGCCUGCGGCGGCCGUUCAGUGACAUGAUGGAGCCAAAGUUCCAGUUCGCGAUGAAGUUUAACGCGAUGGAGCUGGACGACAGUGACCUGGCUCUGUUCGUGGCCGCUAUCAUCUGCUGCGGAGACCGCCCGGGCCUGGUGAACGUGGAGCACAUUGAGCGAAUGCAGGAGAGCAUUGUGCAGGUGCUACACCUCCAUCUGCUGGCCAAUCACCCCGACAACGCCUUCCUCUUCCCCAAGCUGCUGCAGAAGCUGGCUGACCUCCGGCAGCUGGUCACGGAGCAUGCCCAGCUGGUGCAGGAGAUCAAAAAGACGGAAGACACUUCACUGCACCCGCUCCUGCAGGAGAUCUACAGAGACAUGUACUGA
Molecule: messenger RNA, 1432 nt
Organism: Cyclopterus lumpus (lumpfish)
Lineage: Eukaryota; Metazoa; Chordata; Actinopteri; Perciformes; Cyclopteridae
Gene: pparab
Product: peroxisome proliferator-activated receptor alpha b
Exons: 6
Coding region: 23-1432 (469 amino acids)
Biological process (GO): cell differentiation; negative regulation of inflammatory response; positive regulation of transcription by RNA polymerase II
Cellular component (GO): nucleus
Molecular function (GO): RNA polymerase II cis-regulatory region sequence-specific DNA binding; zinc ion binding; nuclear receptor activity
Source: RefSeq, a predicted model, not a curated record